This is a messenger RNA of Fraxinus pennsylvanica, 1602 nucleotides long. NCBI's taxonomy places the organism in Eukaryota, Viridiplantae, Streptophyta, Magnoliopsida, Lamiales, Oleaceae. The record is from the annotation of a GenBank genome assembly.
AUGGAACGAAUUUCGUCGACAACCCUUUUACCAGACACAUUUGUGGGUGCAAGAGAUGAUAUUACAGGGCAAUUUAUGAUCAUUUGGGAUCAAAUGAAAGCACCAUUGAUUGCACCUUUGCUUAGAAUUGCUCUGCUUUUGUGUUUGUUGAUGUCAGUAAUGUUGUUCGUUGAAAGGGUGUAUAUGAGCAUUGUUAUUGUUCUUGUAAAAAUAUUUGGAAAAAACCCAGAAAAAAGAUACAAAUGGGAGCCUCUAAAAGAUGAUUUGGAGCUGGGAAAUUCAGUUUAUCCCACUGUUCUCAUACAAAUCCCAAUGUUCAACGAAAGAGAGGUGUAUCAAUUCUCAAUUGGAGCUGCAUGUGGCCUUUCUUGGCCCUCUGAUCGUAUUAUAAUUCAAGUUCUCGAUGAUUCAACGGAUCCCAUUGUCAAGAAUAUGGUGGAAAUGGAGUGCCAAAGAUGGGCAAGCAAAGGGAUAAAUAUUAAAUACGAAAUUCGGGACAAUCGAAAGGGAUACAAAGCAGGGGCACUAAAACAGGGAUUAAAGCACAACUACGCAAAGCACUGUGAUUAUGUAGCCAUAUUUGAUGCAGAUUUCCAACCCGAGUCAGAUUUUCUACGGCGAACAAUCCCCUUUUUAGUGCACAACCCAGAACUCGCUCUUGUUCAGGCUCGUUGGAAAUUCGUAAAUGCUGAUGAAUGCUUGAUGACAAGAAUGCAAGAAAUGUCACUGGACUAUCAUUUUACAGUGGAGCAAGAAGUAGGAUCAGCCACCCAUGCUUUCUUUGGCUUCAAUGGGACUGCUGGUGUGUGGAGAAUUGCUGCAAUUGACGAAGCUGGGGGAUGGAAGGAUCGGACAACAGUUGAGGAUAUGGAUCUUGCUGUCCGAGCUAGUCUCAAAGGCUGGAAAUUCUUAUACCUUGGCACUCUCAUGGUAAAAAAUGAAUUGCCAAGCACAUUCAAAGCCUUUCGCUACCAACAACAUCGUUGGUCAUGUGGUCCUGCCAAUCUUUUCAGAAAAAUGCUCUCAGAGAUUGUAAGAAAUAAGAAAGUAUCUUUUUGGAAAAAGGUCUACGUAAUAUACAGCUUCUUCAUGGUCAGGAAGAUCGUAGCCCAUAUAGUUACGUUCGUGUUUUACUGCAUUGUAUUGCCUGCGACUGUAUUAGUACCUGAAGUUGAAGUUCCGAAGUGGGGAUCAGUUUACAUACCUGCAAUCAUUACCGUACUCAAUGCUGUUGGAACUCCAAGAUCACUUCAUUUGCUGGUAUUCUGGAUUCUUUUCGAGAAUGGCAUGUCAUUACACCGGAGUAAAGCUACCUUCAUCGGCUUGUUGGAGGCAGGGAGAGUGAAUGAAUGGGUUGUCACUGAGAAACUCGGGGAUGCUCUCAAGUUGAAGUCAGCCGUAAAAGCUUUUAAACGACCUCGAUUUAAGAUUGGAGAAAGAAUCCAUUUGAUGGAACUUGGGACUGGUGCAUACCUCUUCUUUUGUGGUUGUUACGACUUGGCAUUCGGGAAAAACCACUAUUUUGUCUACCGCUUCGUUCAAGCUGUUACCUUCUUCAUCAUGGGAUUUGGUUAUGUCGGAACCUUUGUUCCCCACUCAUAA